CACUUAAUUGCGCCACAAUUCCAGUUUGCAAAGGCAUUACAAGCCAGAGACCGGAGAAGACUCGGCCAGAAGCCUGUGUACAGUAGACAGUAGGAGACUUCAAGCCCCCUUGGCUGAAUUCAAGUUUAAGCCCGGCUCAAAGCAGCCGCUCAGCCACUCGGCCACUCGACCACUCGACCACUCAGUGCAAAUCGAAACCGCGACGCGACAACAACGAACCGCUCACUCUGAAAAAGAGUAUUAAAAUAAAUUAAUAGAAAUACAACAAAGACAAAGUCAAGCGGCAGAAGAUCUACAACAAAAGCCACAACAAUGAACGCCUUACUGGGAGUGCUCUGCCUGCUGCAGACGGCCAGCCUGGUGCCCGCCCAGCUGAUUACCCUGCGCGAUGGCAAGGUGGGCGUGAACUUUGCCGGAUACCAUGCGGAUGCCGGACUGGGCGGCCUGCUCACGGGCAUCGCGGCCCACGGCGGACUCAGUGCCUCCGCCGGAACUCCAUGGGGCCCCCGGGCAGCAGCCGGUCUCGGUGGCAAUCUGAAUGGACGCACCUCCGGUGUGGGCUAUGCCGUCGCCGAGGCCAAUCCCUCGGUGGGUGCCAGUGCCCUGCUGGGCGGCAGUGCCGGAGAACAUGGUUAUAUUGGAGCGGAAGCCCAUAGUCCGGGCAAGACGGUGGUGUCAUCCAAGCAGCACAGUGUCCAGCCAGCAUAUCCUUCCGAUCCUGGCAAUCCCUCUUUGCCCACCCUGGCACCCGUGACUCCACAACCAACUGGAAGCAAUCACAUACAGAGGGUGAAGCCUCCCAAGAAGUACUCGCUGAUCAGUCAAGAGCCGGACCGCAGCGGAAUCAAUGAAAAUGAUGUUAAAGCGGUCGCCGAUGCUGUUGCGGUGGAUAAACACCCGUCCGCCUCGUUGAUAAUUGUCAAGCGACCACGCCUACGCGCCAAGCACAUACGCCCACGUCCUGUGCGGCAACGGAACGUAUACGUGAUGCAGCAGCAACAGCAGCAGGAGCAGGACGAGGAGGAGAAGCAAAUUCCCCAGGAGGAGGCACAACAGGACGAGCAACAGUCGCCCGUUGAGGUAACCAGCGAGGCCAAGGUGGUCCAGACCCACAAGUACAAGUCCGUGCAGCGACCUCAGGCCGUGAACAAUCGCUUUAUAGCACCUCAAUCCCAGGGAACCGUGGGACUGGCUUUGGAUAUUCCCAUUGGCAUCCUGCGCUCCUUGCAGCAAUCUUUGGGAGCCCUCACCGGCGGAGUAGCUCCUCCGCAGCAUGCUGCUCCUGUCCAGCAUCACUAAGCUAAGCUCUUCGACAAGGCCCUGGAAAUCCAGUUAACGGUAUUUGUAAGCCCUUCUUUAAACACCUCCACCCCGUCCUUAACCCGGUGAAAAUCAAUACGCCCAAGACAAAGGCAGUUGUAUUCAAUAAAGAUGAGUGACAAAAAAAAUCGGACAUAAUAGAGUUUUUCGAAACAAUGUCUUGGCUUUAAAGUACAGUACAUACUCGUUAAAAAAUGUAUAUUUUAUGAAUACAGUUAAUAAUUUGUAUAUAAUUUGUAGUUUGGCAAAGGCUAAACUAUCGUUAUAAAAGGGCUUGCUUACCUUAUAUACAAAU
This is a messenger RNA of Drosophila serrata, 1615 nucleotides long. RefSeq lists its product as uncharacterized. The record is from RefSeq and is a predicted model, not a curated record. NCBI's taxonomy places the organism in Eukaryota, Metazoa, Arthropoda, Insecta, Diptera, Drosophilidae.